Messenger RNA from Pestalotiopsis fici W106-1, 2016 nucleotides. RefSeq lists its product as uncharacterized. Lineage: Eukaryota; Fungi; Ascomycota; Sordariomycetes; Amphisphaeriales; Sporocadaceae. The coding region runs from base 1 to 2016 and encodes 671 amino acids. The record is from RefSeq and is a predicted model, not a curated record. The transcript has 4 exons. Gene Ontology annotation, biological process: intein-mediated protein splicing.
AUGAAGCACGUACCCUGCGAUAUUAUCUUGGUCAUCGACGUGAGCUAUAGCAUGUCCGGAGCAGCCCCUGUUGUUGGCUUCGACGAACAAGGGAAAGUCACCCGAGAGCAUCCGGGAUUGUCGGUUUUGGACAUAGCAAAACACGCUGCCCUGACGGUACUAGAAACUCUGGACGACAGUGAUCGCCUAGGAAUAGUAAAGUUCAGUGAUACAGCUGAGAUCGUCCAAGACCUUCAAGUCAUGAACCCAGAUAACAAGACAGCUGCAGAUGGUUGUAUCAGAGCACUGCAGGUAGAAAAUUCGACAAAUCUCUGGCAGGGCAUCGUGGAAGGCAUCAAAUUACUCAAAGGUCAAGAGGAUUCGGGCCGCAAUCCAGCAAUAUUACUUCUUACAGAUGGACAGCCGAAUGGCCAUGUUCCUCUCCAAGGCUAUAUUGGGGGCAUUCAAAGCCUGCUGCCGCUCCCAGCAGCCAUUCAUACCUUUGGGUUCGGCAACGACAUCAAGUCGGAUCUUUUGAAAUCUAUAGCCGAGAUUGGAGGCGGUAAUUAUUCAUUCAUCCCCGACGCCGGGAUGGUGGGCACCGUUUUUGUCAAUGCCGUGGCGUAUCUGCAGUCAACAUUCGCCAACCGCUGCGAACUGAGCCUGACAUAUGGCGAGAAUCUGUGCUUCCAACACGGUCUCAUGGAAGAGACCACUGGGAGUAAGGAAGUGGAUAAUCUCACCACUUUGACUUCUAGACUGACACUCGGCUCCGACAAACUCAAGAAGAAGAGACUCACAAUUCCACUUGGUAAUAUACAUUACGGCCAAUCCCGAAUGGUCUAUUUCAACAGCGAUGCACUAGACUGGUCCAAGAUGUCUCCCGAGGAGUUGGAAAUGACUGUCGAGCUGCGAUACUCACGCAUGAGCAGUACACAAUUUGUGGUAGCGGCCCAAUGCAACGGACUAGAAACAAUCUUGCUGCCUGACUGGGAAGUAUCCUACCAUCAAAGCCGCGCGAUGAGCUGCAAGUAUCUGUCCUCAUUCUUCCCUUUUGAGGGAAACGGUGAACGCAAAGCGAUCGAUCUACUAGCGAGACACAUAGUAUCGUCCCGGGAGAGAUUCAGUGCCCUGAGCAAGAUAAUCCCGGCCAAGGAUUUUGACGAUGCCUACAACAAGUCAUUGAUACAAGACUUGGAGGGGCAGAUCAAACUGGCAGUUUUCAACGACAAAUACCUUGGCACAUGGGGAUUACAUUUCUUCCUCAGUCUGUGGGACGCGCAUGCCAAGCAGAUGCGCAAUACCUUCAAAGACCCUGGCGUUCAACUAUAUGGUGUCGACAGCCCACUCUUUCUGGAAUGCCAAAAGAGGUUGGCAUUUGCAUUUGACACGUCUGUGCGGCCCCCAGAGCCGAGUCUGAAGCUCGAAGCCGAUGGAAAGUAUAGUGACGGCAGGGUGACGGUGUCCAUGUCAUGGUACAAUAGGAGCGACAACCCAUGCUUCUCAGCCUCGAGUAUGCUCACGUUGGCCAAUGGCCAGGACAUUCCCGUCAGCAUUCUGCGAAAAGGCUUCGUGCUUCAAACAGCAGCAGGAAGUCGCAAGGUGGCGGUGGUCUUGGAAACCAGGGUGCGCGAAGUCAUCAUGUGUAGGGUCAACAAAACCCUCCUGAUCACCCCGUGGCAUCCCAUUAUCCAUAAAGGCUCGUGGACUUUUCCGGCCACGGUUGCGACUGGAGCCGUCGUCUACUCGGGCUCGGUCUACUCGAUUCUGUUAGAACCUGACACGGAUGCACAGGCGCACACUCUCCGAAUUGGCGGGGUCUGGGCUACGACAUUGGGCCACGGCGUUACCAGUGGGAGGGAUGCCAGAGCGCAUCGCUUCCUAGGAAACUAUGCCCGAGUCUCGAAAGCAUUGGCGAUACUAGGAAUCAGCCCAGACGGCGUUGCCGUCAGUUCUGGAGUCAUCCGCGACAAGCGCAGCAAGAGAUUGACGGGGUUCAAGAACAUCUGCCCCAGCUCAGCGCAGCUGGAGGCGUGA